Molecule: messenger RNA, 731 nt
Organism: Orbicella faveolata
Lineage: Eukaryota; Metazoa; Cnidaria; Anthozoa; Scleractinia; Merulinidae
Source: RefSeq, a predicted model, not a curated record
GCUGAUGACACCCACAUUACUUAUGCUGGUUCUGAUUUACAUUUGAUCCAGUGUAAUCUAUCUCACGACCUUGAAAAGCUGAGCAAAUGGCUAGUGUCUAACAAACUUACCUUGAACGCUACAAAAACUGAUUUUAUGCUGAUCGGCUUCAAGCAAAGAUUAAGUACUCUAUCUGAUACACUCGAACUUUCCAUUGAUAAUGUUCCGAUUGAACAAUUUACCUCUGUGAAAUUUCUUGGAAUACAUAUCGAUGAAGAUUUAACGUGGCAUUCUCACAUUGAUAAACUGUGUAGAAAGAUCGCUUCCGCUGUUGGAGCCAUAAAGCGAGUUAAGCCAUUUGUGCCUCAAUCCACCCUACUCGAUAUUUACAACUCACUAGUUCAACCUCACUUUGAUUACUGCAGCCUUGUCUGGGGUAACUGUGGCAAAACAUUAUCUAAGAAGCUACAAAAACUACAGAACCGUGCUGCACGUGCCAUAACUUCAUCAAACUAUGACGUGGAAGCCGAUUCCUUAUUUCACAAACUCAGCUGGAAAGACUUAAAAUCUCAACGUCAAAUUCAGAAUGUCUUAAUGGUUUUCAAGUCUUUAAACGGUCUUGUUACAGAAUAUCUCACGUGUAAAUUUAUAAAGCGAAAUGAAUCAAGCUAUUCGCUAAGGGACUCGGUAAACUAACUUGUUGUCCCCUUUCCAAGAACUAACUACAUGAAAAAUAGUUUUAGUUACAGCGG